Anopheles merus is the source of this 948-nucleotide messenger RNA. Its product is annotated as mitochondrial transcription rescue factor 1. The coding region runs from base 72 to 752 and encodes 226 amino acids. The transcript has a single exon. NCBI's taxonomy places the organism in Eukaryota, Metazoa, Arthropoda, Insecta, Diptera, Culicidae. The record is from RefSeq and is a predicted model, not a curated record.
AAAUCAAAACAAACAGUCACACGCGCUACAAACACCGCUGCAGGUCGGUUUUGGUGCACGGGCAAAGCAAAAUGUCGUUUAUUUUACGCCCGCGACGUUUCCUCGGCCCGGACACGUUCGCGCUCGUCCGGGCGGGCCUGUGCGCGGUUCGAGCCGGUCCGGUACAGCCGGCCAUUUCGCCCAAUCAACAACAGCUGCACUGCUGGACGCCUCUCAACCGACGGACGGUGCCGCUGCUGCUAUCAACCGCGUUACACAACCAGCACCAUCAACCGGCGCGCGCAAAGUCGGGCAAACGGUCCGGCAAACAGCAGCCUGCGGCCACCGACGAUCUGGACGAGGAGGCAGAGGACGAGCUGGCCGGCAGGGAGGACGAGUACGAGGAGCUGCUCGGGGACAAGCACACGCGCACGGUGCGUGUCACCGUCAACUCGAUGCGGGCGGAUCUGCUCCUCAAGGCCGGGCUCGGCAUCGCGCGGAACAAGGUGGAAGCCCUCUUCUACGACAGCAAGAUACGGGUGAACGGGAAGCGGCUGCUGAAGAAGAGCGCUCAGCUCGAGGUGGAGGACGAGAUCGAUGUGGUGCGUGGUCCGAGUCCCACCAACCCGGACCAUCUGGUCGUGUCGCGGGUGGAGAUAGUGGCGGUGACGCCCCGCACCGAGAACCUGUCCGUAACGCUGCGGCGCCACAAGUCGCUGGUGAUCGAAAACUACAAGGAGCACGGAUCGUACGGCGAGGGGCAGGACAGAUAGGGAGCGACGGUGGUGUAGUUAGAGUAGGCAUGCGAGCGGAUCGGUCCCUUAAGGACUUCAGGCGGACAACAGGUAGGGAUUAGCUGAACCAGAAGAGGUGAAAACAAGCGCUUGUGAGUAACGGAACGCGAAUAUACAUAUGUAUUGAUAGGUUAAACGAAAGGUUUGCAUCGAUAAACAAAUUUUACAUUGGGUA